AUGGGGUCUAAGGGGAUAUGGAUCCUUCUGAUCCUGUGGACCAUGUUCAUGGUACUUUUGAUCGCCACCUACUGGGACGUAAUGGGAAUAGGCACCUUGGUCACACUGUACAAAGCCAUAUCUGGCCCCCAUGCCAGAGAGCCACUAGAGGGAGGUCCCCGGAAGACCGAGCCGACAGACAAAGAGCCUUCCUUCCUGUCAGUCAGCGAUGCAUUUGCCAACCAGGUCCUGGACAACAUAAAGGACCCUACAGAGCAGCUUAGUGAGCAGCACCUGUCUGGGAACACUCACCACCAGCCCAAAUCGUCUAAGUCAGACAAAGGCCUUCUCAGGCGUGAGUGGAAAAUUCACUUGACACCUAUUUCACAGAAUCUCAAACAAAGGCAAAAGGAGCGUAAAGAGACGUUACGUAGCGUCUGUAGUGCCAACAGCACAUUCCCGGGAAAGAAUCGAAAGUUUGACGACAUUCCCGACAACGAAUUGAAACACUUCAUUGUGGACGACCGUCACAAGAUCAUCUACUGCUUUGUGCCAAAGGUGGCCAGCACCAACUGGAAGAGAACUAUGGCUGUGCUAAGUGAGAGACGGGUUGGUGGUGUGACUUACAAUGACCCCCAGAAUGUUCCCUACUCAGGGGACCAUCAAAACAACGUGCACUUCACCUUUGACAAGUUCAGGAAGCGCUACGGCAGUUUCUCACGGUACAUGAUGGAAAGCAAGCUGAAGAACUACACCAAGUUCCUGUUUGUCAGAGACCCCUUCGUCAGGCUCAUCUCUGCCUUCCGGAGCAACUUUGAGAGGGCCGAUGACGCGUUCUACAAGAAGUAUGCCCGGGGUAUGCUUCAAAAAUAUGGAAAGUACCGCAAGCCUCCAGCUGCAAUCAAAGGCGUCUUGGCAGCUGGUAUUAGACUGAAAUUCUCUCACUUCAUCCAGUACCUUUUGGACCCUAAGACGGAGAGGUCGGAGGCCUAUAACUCCCACUGGAGACAGAUACACCGCUUGUGCCACCCGUGCCAGAUAAACUAUGACUUUGUGGGUAAGCUGGAGACACUGGACAAGGAUGUUGAGCACUUGCUGCAUAUUCUGCGUGUGGACAAUGUGGUCAAUUUCCCUGUGAGUGAUCGGAACCAAACCACACUCAGCUGGGUGCGGGAGUAUUUCGGCAGCAUUCCUUACAAGUGGCGGAAAGAACUCUACAAACUGUACGAAACUGACUUCAGACUUUUUGGAUAUGACAAACCCAAGGAACUUAUAUGA
Messenger RNA from Engraulis encrasicolus (European anchovy), 1257 nucleotides. RefSeq names its product carbohydrate sulfotransferase 12-like. Gene Ontology annotation, biological process: carbohydrate biosynthetic process; proteoglycan biosynthetic process. The transcript has a single exon. Gene Ontology annotation, molecular function: sulfotransferase activity. The record is from RefSeq and is a predicted model, not a curated record. Bases 1 to 1257 code for a protein of 418 amino acids. NCBI's taxonomy places the organism in Eukaryota, Metazoa, Chordata, Actinopteri, Clupeiformes, Engraulidae. Gene Ontology annotation, cellular component: membrane.